AUGAUAUUAUACAAUACCAUCACCACCCUCACAUCUCUCCUUUUAACAAUCAAACCCUCAAUCGCCGCUCCAGCAGCAGUAGCAUCCUCAAAUCCUCUCCGAGGAGGUGAAAACCUAAUCGGCUAUUCACCCACCAACACAAUAUCAAACGAGAACACAGAGACAAUUUCCUAUCAGCUCGCUGCGGGACAGACUGAUGCCGCAAAUUUGGGGGUGUACCUGAACUUUGAAGAUGUUGAGAAUCCGCAGCCUAUUCGUGGGAGUACGGGAGGUACUGACCCUGGGCCUCGUAAUGUUGAGAUGGAGAAAAUGUAUUCUGACAAGCUUGCACCUCCUGGGACUGACUCUGGAGCUACCAUCAAUGCCCAAUGGCCAUUAGCUCUCAGCGGCGUGACUCUAGGAAAAGGCAAAUCCGGCUGGUCCCGUCAACAAAACAUUGACGUCCUUCCGGCAGCCACCGAAAUGGCUGGCGUGAACAUGAGACUCGAAGCAGCCGGAUACAGGGAGUUGCAUUGGCACGUUGCGGCCGAAUGGGCUCUUGUACUAAACGGAUCUUGUAGAAUUCAGGCCGUAAACGAAGAUGGACAGACAUUUAUCGACGACGUCGGUAAAGGGGAUGUGUGGUUUUUCCCAGCAGGAAUCCCGCAUAGCAUUCAAGCACUCGAGGACGGCGUCGAGUUCAUGCUCGUCUUUGACAGUGGCUCAUUCUCCGAGACAAAUACCUUCCUAGCAACAGAGAUCUUUGCGCACAACCCAAGAGAAGUCUUAUCUAAAGACCUCGGCGUCCCUGUCUCCUCCUUCCAAAAUAUUCCCUCCGACAAACUCUUCAUCUUCCCCGGCACACCAGCACCCACAGACAUCCAAGCCCAAAACAUCACCGGGUCAGCAGGCUCCGUCCCACAAACCCAAAGUUACUCAUACCACUUCUCCGAACAACCAGCCCGACAACUCGAGGGCGGAAGCGUCAAAAUCCUCGAUCCACUAAGUUUCCCAAUUGCUUCAAGCUUUUCUGCUGCACUCGUGACCAUCAACCCUGGGGGUUUGAGGGAGAUUCACUGGCAUACGUCAAGCGAUGAAUGGACAUUCUUCAUCCAGGGACAAGGCCGCGCGACGCUAUUCACGCCACCAAGUGAGGCUACGACGUUUGAUUAUCUAGCGGGCGAUGUGGCAUAUUUCCCCAAGUCGAAUAGUCACUACAUUGAGAAUACAGGGGAUGAGGUUUUGAUUGUUUUGGAGGUUCUGCAGGCGGAUCAUUAUUCUGACAUGUCUCUCGCGCAGUGGGUUGGGUUGACGUCCAAGCAGAUUGUGCAGGAUACGUUGAAUUUGACGGAUGAGACGUUGAGUCAGUUUACAACAGAGAAGAAGAUUGUUGUUUCAUAG
Molecule: messenger RNA, 1380 nt
Organism: Talaromyces amestolkiae
Lineage: Eukaryota; Fungi; Ascomycota; Eurotiomycetes; Eurotiales; Trichocomaceae
Exons: 8
Coding region: 1-1380 (459 amino acids)
Biological process (GO): oxalate metabolic process
Source: RefSeq, a predicted model, not a curated record